AUGUAUGUGCCUCAAACGAUCAACACAAGACGGGCCGUGUUGGUCUGGUUCCCAUCUUACUUCAAACAUGGCUGUGCAAGUGAUUAUGGUGGACAACAUUUGGUUAAAGAAGAUAUCAUAGUUGUAGUAGUAAAUUUUAGACUCGGCAUAUACGGUUUCAGCUGCCUAAAUGAGCCAGCCUUCCCAGGAAAUACUGCUUUGCGGGACCAAGAUGCCGCAUUGAGGUGGAUUAAAAACUAUAUACAUAAAUUUGGUGGAGACCCUCACGCAGUGACGAUCGGCGGUCAAGGUUAUGGAGGUGGUUUUGUUGACAUACACAUGUACUCAGAAUUUGAGAGAUUGUACGAUAAAGCUAUCAUACAAAGUGGUUCAAUUUUUGCCAAAGGAUUUUUUGGUAAAUCUAAUCCAUCAUCCGUUCUUAAAAUAGCGAAGCAUCUUGGGCAAACUAUUGGCAGAAACACGAGGCCUAGAGAUGUCCUACCGUUCUUAUCUAAAAUUGAUCCAGUAAAACUUCUAAAUGUCUCAAAUAUCCUUGAUAUAAAAGUAAAUAUUUGUAAAGAACAAUAUUACAAAUCCGGUAUCCAAAAUUUUAUUACUAAGGGGCCACAUCAUUUGAACAAAUUAGAUAAAAUCAAAGAUACAAAAAUAUUGGUAGGUUAUAACAGUAUGGAGCUGUUGGGCGUAUAUGUUCAGGAUAAUAAUAAUACUCCGGAGUUUUACAAGUCUUUAGGCAAUGUUUUCUAUAAAAGGAUAAGUCAAACUUUUCAACUGUCUGAAAAAGAAAAACAAGAACUUACAAAACGAAUAAGAAAGUUCUAUUUAGGUGGGCAAGAAAUGAGUCCUGCGACGAGGAUUCAGCUCAUUGAGUCCAGUUCCGAUUUAUACGUCAACCAUCCUGUUGAAAUGUCUGUAGACAGAUUCAUACACGCUGGAGCUACGGUAUAUAAAUACCUAUUUUCAUAUACUGGAGAUAGUCAAUUUAAAAAUAUUAAAGGAUCUGGUGCAUCAAAUGAAGAAGAGCUUAAGUAUCUGUUUGAAAUGAAAACUAAAAUUAAAGGUGGAGAAGGAGGAAGAAUAAGAAAUACACUGAUACGUUUGUGGGCAAAUUUUGUUAAAUAUGGCAAUCCUUCUCCUAAAGGCAAGCCAUCAUGGUCAAAGGUGACAGGAGAAAGCAGACCUUAUCUAGAUAUUAAUUCGGAAACUCAAAUGAAGAACCAUGUAUUCCGACAGCGCAUGGCUUUUUUAGACUUGCUGUUUUAUAGUUAUAGAAAAAAAGUCAUGGUCCAUUAA
Molecule: messenger RNA, 1290 nt
Organism: Arctia plantaginis
Lineage: Eukaryota; Metazoa; Arthropoda; Insecta; Lepidoptera; Erebidae
Source: the annotation of a GenBank genome assembly